CGCUAAUCCCCUUGGCUCUUUUCGUCGUGUAAGCAAGCUUUUGGCAUCGGUAUCAUCGGUUCCUUCCAAUAAUGAUGACGUUGUCAAACAAUGUGCCUCUCUUUCUGUUGACUAUAUCAGGAACGGCGUUGUGGUUGGGACGAGAGUCGCUCGCGUUCGUCGUGGUUUCGCCUCCCACACCAGUAUCCCAGCGGGUUUUAGUGACAAGAGGUAGCGGCAAUAGCGUGCCGUCAGCGAAGCGGUUACCGACCUUGCGCUUGCUGUCAACCUCACCACGCGACGGCGACGACGAAAUUUCCAAAUUGAUAGGGAAACGGUCCGAAAUCAAGCGCAAGAAAAAAGAGGACGACAGCAAGCCGAAAACGGACGAGCCCAUUGUGGAUCUCGAUCUCGACAGGUUACCAGAGUUUAGAACUGAGCGACCAGUUCGUCGAGCAAAACAAUCCAAAGAGGACGAACAAGAAAAAGACGAUGAUAAAAACAAAAAGAAGGACGAUUUACCAACUGUCGAUUUUAAAGCCGAUUAUGCGGACGAGAACGACUUACACAUACCGAAUCGUAUCGGUAUUACAACGGUCGCUUGGGGAGAUCCGAGCCGAAAUUUUGUUUCGUCGGGAAAAUUGAGUAAACGUAUGCUCAAGGCGGGAAAGUUUGUACCAGGUGAUCUCCAGCUGGCCUACGAAAAGCUUUUGCUGGGUGGCAUUGUCUUUAUGGAAACGGCUCCAACCUACGGCGCGGCGUCUCGCAACAGCAAGCUUUCGGCGGAAGAUAUCUUAAAGAGAUGCAUGCUGGAAGUCGGCGAUGGCUUGCCGGAAGCCAAAAUCAUGACGGGCUUGGGCGCUUCGGCUUGGACAAAACCACGUGGAAUGCCUCAGAGUUUGUCAGACUCGUGUGAUCGACUAGGUCAGUCUAUUCUAGAGGUAUUCCAGGUACCAAAAUCGCGGUUCUUUCCGACGCCACUGUUGGCCAACGCUCUGGCCCAGGCCAUCGAGGAAGGACAGUGUAGUUACAUCGGAGUGCAAGGCGUCACCAAUGCAGGAACCUUGCGAAAACUGGCGAACAAGCUCGAAGCGAAAGACGUCACGUUGACCACUAACGCGUUUGACUAUUCUUUGACCAAGCCGGAUUCGGAAUACAUGAUUGAUGUAUGCAAAGAACUUGGCGUGAUUCCCAUCAUAACAGAUCCAUUGGACGGUGGACUAUCGUCGGGUAUCUUCACGGCCACGAACCCUUCCGGCGGAAUCGCCGGCUCGACGGGCAAAUUUACCUUUAAAGAAUUGGAGAAACUCCAACCGUUGCAUUCGGUCCAAGAAACUGUGGCGGAGAGGGUCAGCACGCGCGUGCGUCGGGAUAUGCGAACGAUUCAGGACCAAUUCCGUGGCAAGUAUGGCCCACCACCGAAAAUCAACACGGAAAUAACCACUACGCAAGUGGCGUUGAACUACAUCGUCGCCAAGGGAGGUGUACCGCUGCCGGAAGUCAACAGCCCAGCACAAGCGGAAGAAGUACUCGGCUGCUUGGGAUGGACCUUGGCGGAUGAAGAAGUCGACAUGCUGGAUUCUGCCGUGGCUCUGUGUAAGCUGAAAUAAAAAUUAAAAAACUGCUACGCUUGCGCACUUGUACUAGUUCCGCCGAGGCAUGUAUGUGCGUAUGCAUGUACGUAUAGAUAGAUAUUUGGAAUAGAAGCGUUCGUGGCGAUGAAUGUUACAGAAUGGUUCGCGGAUUUCGCUUUUUACCGGGCGUGAAAAUGGGCCGGAUGUUUGUGCACGCACUGUAUCAGCCCGUCCGCUUCGUUGACACAGACCGUCAUGGCUCGAUCUAGUCGAAUGCCUUUUUGUUGUUGGCACUGUUCCAGCAAGGCGUAAACGUCGGCGCAGGGUCCGUCGCGCAAUUGGUCGGGGGGUGCGGCGGCUGGUGUUGACGUCAUCGCUCGUGAGGAUUCGGUUCCGGCUACUGCCGGUGCCGCCCCAUCUGGUGGUUUGGAUGAGGUGCCUCCCAUUGCAAUGGAACGAACGAAGGAACGA
Messenger RNA from Phaeodactylum tricornutum CCAP 1055/1, 2024 nucleotides. RefSeq lists its product with no specific name. The record is from RefSeq and is a predicted model, not a curated record. Bases 72 to 1589 code for a protein of 505 amino acids. NCBI's taxonomy places the organism in Eukaryota, Bacillariophyta, Bacillariophyceae, Surirellales, Neidiaceae. The transcript has a single exon. Gene Ontology annotation, cellular component: cytoplasm.